Molecule: messenger RNA, 1673 nt
Organism: Thamnophis elegans (Western terrestrial garter snake)
Lineage: Eukaryota; Metazoa; Chordata; Lepidosauria; Squamata; Natricidae
Gene: TESPA1
Product: thymocyte expressed, positive selection associated 1
Exons: 6
Coding region: 1-1167 (388 amino acids)
Molecular function (GO): signaling receptor binding
Source: RefSeq, a predicted model, not a curated record
AUGUAUUAUUCCAGCAUUGGGAUCCCAAAGCUACCAAGCCAAGAAAUUAAAAGGUCCAAAUGCCUGUUUGAUGCCUAUUUUGAACAGUGCCUCUCUCCUCUGGAAAUGGAAGGGGGUCCAGCUCCAGGAGCAGAUCUUCCUGAAACCACCCCCAGUUGUCCUGGAUGCAAUGCUGCUCCUGGAGAAAACCAGAGUAGAAUCCAGGAUCCCCAAAGGUGCUGCCUAGCCUUCCAUGCCUGGGAUCUCCAUCUUGAUCGCAACAUGGCUUCCGAUGACAUGGCAGACAGCCCUAACAAGACCAGUUCCAGCAUUUCAGAAGUGCUGGACCUCUGUCAGAUUGAUGCUGAGACCAUCCUUGGCAACUUGGGAUUCACAGAAGAAUUAGCCCAGGCUGCCACUUGGAUUCCUGAUCGGUUCUUCUCUGUUCCAUCCCAAGCGGAGGGCAUAAAUUUCCCUCUCUUUCUAAGAGCUCAAAUCCAGCGGAUCGAGAUGGAGGAUCCUUGUUUGAUGUUAGUAAGUCGGUUCAGAGAUGUCCACAUUGUGGGUGAAACAGCUGAUGAUUGCUUCUGCCUCUAUUCAUAUAUAUCUAAGACACCAUUGCAGGAGUUCUCACCUGACUACUUGUUCUGGGCCUUUCCAGAAAUCCCGGAUUCCUGGAAUAUUCCCUCCCAGCCAGAGUCUUUAUCUCCUCUCCAUGCCCUGCAAAAAGCUAUGCGCUUGUGUACCUCAUCCCAGAAAGAAUGGCCCCCAGGAGCAUUCAGUGUGCAGUCUCCUGUGAAUUGUGUGGAACAGGAAAUGUGGGAAGUGAUACACAAGGGUCCCAAAGGUCGAUUUCCAUUCAACAUGGAAGAUUUGGAAAAUGAAACUCAAGCAGUGCCCGUGAAGGAUUCAGUUUGUCACAGUAGAAAGGGCAGAAGGGUAGCUACUUCAAGGUCCGCCUUCAUAGAGACACCUCGGGUGAUUUCUCCCUGUAGCUAUGAAACUCCAUGUUAUUCUUGGAAAAAUGCAGAAAUAUCCUUGCCAGGAUGGGUUUCUUUACACUUUGGUGAGACAAGAAAGAAGACGUUGGACAACGUUGACCCCCAAUGGUUAUGCCAUUUUGGAUAUCAUUCUUCUCCAGAGGCUACCUCUCCAGAUGAAACCAGUGAAGAUUCUGAUGAAGAGUAACUCGCUGGGAAGAGAAGAGGACUGUAUGGACCUCUUGAUAGAACUGGCAUAGAAGUUAGUGCAUGCACAAAAAACAGGUAUCCAACAUUUUCAACGGGAUCUUAAUUAUGUACUCUUAAUUGUGUGGUCUAAUUCCAUGCAUUAAAGCUCUAGCACCAUAUUGGUGCUCUGAAGAUUAAUAGGAGAGGCCUACUUUGAACAGAUAACACGAAGAUUAUUUAAUUGACGGUAAAGUUGUUUGAGAUCAUUAAUUAUUAUUUGUAUUAUUACAUUCAAUAGCUUUUGGAGAUCUGAAUUCAGCACAAGUCUUUGCUGGAGGAUGUGCACCUGAAGAUAAGCAUAAUGUUACUAAUCAUGUUGCUGAAUGUUCCACUCAAAGGGAAAAAAUGCAGAUAUUUAUACUAGUGACUUGGAUACCAAACAUGGGUUUAAUCCAACUAUAUGUGAAUCAGUGGUGGGAUACGACCGGUACGCCCCAGUAUAGGCGUACCGGUGCCUGCUAAGAG